AUGUCUUUGGUAAGCCAGAAUGCACGCCACGGCAGCGCAGAGACCACUGUAGAUUAUAGCGACCGCCAGGGUGAGAUGCAGGAUACUAACGCCUCUGUGUCCCCCACCUCCAUGCUAGUUCCUGAUGACCCCCAGGACCCUCAGGCGUCAGUUGACCCUCAGGGUGUCAGCAUUUCCAAAGUUGAGAAGGACCCGAACGACCUCAAAGCUCUGAUUGACUAGCAGUUCCGACGUUUGGGGGUGCUCAGGGUCCACAACCCUUUGGAAGACAGGUCGAUUGCUUUGGUGAAUUUCAUGCGAAUGAAAAGCCAGAAGGGGUCUAUUCAGCAGAAAGAGAUGUUGGGGUUCCUCAGAGAAUACUCAGAUCAGUUCCCUGAGAUCCUCAGGGGAGCUUCAGCCCACCUGGAUCAGGUCUUUGGGUCAAACCUAAGAGGUCUUGAUUCCCAGGCCAACAUCUACAGCCUAAUCAGCAAACGAGGUCUCCAGACCACUGGUCAUAUAGCAGAAUCCCUAGACAUGUCAAAGACAGGUCUCCUGGCCUUGGUUCUAGGCCACAUCCUCCUGAAUGGCAACCGGACAAGAGAGGUCUCCAUUUGGGACCUGCUGUUAAAGGUGGAUGAGCCUCAGAGAGUCAACAACCUCUUUGGGAACACAAGAAGCCCACUUACUACUGAGUUUGUGCACACGCAGUUCUUGGAGUACUGGCCAGUGUAUGGUACUAAUCCCCUAGAAUUUGAGUUUUUGUGGGGCUCUAGAGACCACAGGGAAAUCACAAAGAUGGAAGCCUUGACGUUUGUGGCACAGGCUCAUGCUGAAGAACCCUGGAGUUGGCCAGAAGAAUAUAACAAGGUCCUGGAGGCUGACAAAGCCAAAGAAAGAAGCCAGGCUGCUGGCUUGGAGUUCUAGUUAGAGGACACUAUGAAUGAUAAGGCAAAUGACUUGCUCCAAUUGGCUAUUAAUGUCACCGAGGUGUUGCUGCCUAUACAUCAGGAUGAGCUAUUGGCUCACGCUGGCAGAGAAUUUGAGAAAGUGUAUCCAAACAUUCUCAGUUGAGCUACUCUCAUCUUUGAUUUGUUUUAUGAGUUCUCCCUCAUUGAAAUUGAUACCAGUGAGCACAUCUACCUCCUUAUCCAGCAACCAUAAUCAGAAGAACAGCAAAUGAUGAUAGAGAGCCUGUGGAGACCAACUCAAGAAUAUGUGAUGCCAAUCCUGGGUUUGCUCUUUUUGAUGGGCAACCCUGUUAAAGAGGCCAAUGUCUGGAACUAUCUUCAGAGAUUUGAUGUGGAUGUAUGGAGAAAACAUGCCAUCAUGAGCAAGCUAAUGAGACAGUGCUACUUGAAAUGCAGGCCUUUGUCUUACUCGAAUCCAGUUGAAUAUGAGCUUCUGUGGGGUCGUCGAGCCUACCUUGAAAACACCAAAAUGAAGGCUCUGGAGUAUAUGGCCAGUCUCUACAGAAAGAGACCACAGGACUGGCCAGAGCAGUAUAGGAAGGCUGUUGAAGAUGUGGAGGCCAGAGCCAAAUCUAAGGCAACUGUCAUGUUCUUCUUUGGCCCAUAUGAAGUCUUGGGAAAAUAUAUCACUUCAGCUGGGUGGCAUCAGCUAAAGAGGCCUUGGGGAAAUGGGCACUGGGACACCAAAUCAGAAAUCAGGCAGGGCUGGCGUGGAAAGUACAAAUUGUGCUUGUUAUUUGUGUUCCAAUUCUAA
Messenger RNA from Manis javanica (Malayan pangolin), 1704 nucleotides. It is a transcript of the gene MAGEE2, whose product is annotated as MAGE family member E2. Gene Ontology annotation, cellular component: nucleus. The record is from RefSeq and is a predicted model, not a curated record. NCBI's taxonomy places the organism in Eukaryota, Metazoa, Chordata, Mammalia, Pholidota, Manidae. Gene Ontology annotation, biological process: negative regulation of transcription by RNA polymerase II.